Messenger RNA from Linum trigynum, 249 nucleotides. The record is from the annotation of a GenBank genome assembly. Lineage: Eukaryota; Viridiplantae; Streptophyta; Magnoliopsida; Malpighiales; Linaceae.
AUGACAAGGCUAGAAUUCAACCCCGUGUAUUGGCAUCGAGUGGACCAAGUCGCUGACCAUAGCAAUAGCAUACAAACAAGUGAAGUAGAAACAUUUGGAAUUAGCAUUAGCCUGGACAUUGGUGUGCUGGGAAUUUACCUCAAGCCGGCGUCCAAGCAAAAGCUGCAGAGGGCGAGGCAAGUGGAGUCGAACGGGGUGACAGGGGUGACCCGCUGGAUCCAAUCGGCGGUGGAGAUGACUCCGAUGUAG